Tetrahymena thermophila SB210 is the source of this 429-nucleotide messenger RNA. RefSeq names its product kazal-type proteinase inhibitor 1. Lineage: Eukaryota; Ciliophora; Oligohymenophorea; Hymenostomatida; Tetrahymenidae. Gene Ontology annotation, molecular function: protein binding. The transcript has a single exon. The record is from RefSeq and is a predicted model, not a curated record.
AUGAGAAAAUUAAUUUUCUUAGCUGCUAUAUUUUGCUUUGUUAUGGCACAGAAAGUAGAAGACUGCCCACCUUUUGGAACAGAAUUAAAUUGCUCAGGUGAAUUUUCUCCUGUAUGUGGUGUUAGAGGCUUCUCUAAUAAUAAGUAAAUCAGAGAGACUUAUUAUAACUAAUGCAUUGCUUGUAAAAUUGGGCAUGUAGAAUACACUGUUGAAGGAAAAUGUGAAGAAUUUCCUGAAGAUGGCCAUUUCUGUUCUCCUACAGAAUCUAAAUAAGAAAUUUGCAGAUAUUUAGACUCUCCUAGAUGUGGAUAUUUUAAUAAGGAUGUCAGCUGUACUUCACCUCCUUGUGUAAAAGAUGGGAGAAACGUUUGUAUGACAUGCUCAAUUAAAAAUAUGCUCUAUACUACAAAGGGUAAAUGCAAACAAUGA